AUGUCAUUCUUCACUAUAUCCACGGGCAUCACCUUCUGGUUCGGCUACGGGACAACCUUCUUCGCUGCCGCGGGCGUCGACGACUCGUAUCUGAUCUCUCUAGUCCUCGCCAUCACCAAUUGCGUCUUUACAGCACCUUCCAUGUACCUCAUUGAGCGUCUGGGAAGGAGGAGAUCUUUGAUCGCGGGUGGGAUCCUUAUGGGAAUCGCCCAAUUACUCACCGGCAUCAUCCAUAGCGCCGCUCCGGACAGCAAGGCUGACAAGAUGAUGCUUAUCGUUGGGGCGGUGUUCUUUAUCGCUUCCUACGCAACAACUUGGGGUACUGGGGGCUGGUUGCUGAUGGCAGAGCCUCUAUCCGACCGUGCAAGAAAUUACCAAUCUUCCAUCGUGUUGACGGCAUACUGGAUAAUCACAUGGCUGGUUGGAUUUGUUACGCCUUACAUGAUUGACGAGACUGCCGGAGACCUCGGGGUAAAGGUGUCCUACAUCUGGUUUGGCAUGACUGUUCUGUCUCUCGUCUGGGCCUACACCUGUGUCCCCGAGCUCACGGGACUUUCGAGAAUGGAGAUUGAUAAAUUGUUUGAAGAGAACGUGCCUGAAUGGCGAUCCCGGGCGUGGCAGAAGAAGCUUCGAACCAUAUAUGCAGUCCCUGAGGCUGGUCCAGACGAGGCAGUCGUUAUUGAAGAAAAGAUGCGGUACAAGGAGGAACCGUCAACUUAG
Messenger RNA from Colletotrichum fioriniae, 720 nucleotides. The record is from RefSeq and is a predicted model, not a curated record. NCBI's taxonomy places the organism in Eukaryota, Fungi, Ascomycota, Sordariomycetes, Glomerellales, Glomerellaceae.